Molecule: messenger RNA, 982 nt
Organism: Cutaneotrichosporon oleaginosum
Lineage: Eukaryota; Fungi; Basidiomycota; Tremellomycetes; Trichosporonales; Trichosporonaceae
Source: RefSeq, a predicted model, not a curated record
CUCAUCCCCGGACACGAGGCGGUCGGAAGCAUCGUCAAGAUGGGCUCCAAGGUCGACCAGUCCAAGUUCAAGAUCGGUGACCGUAUCUGCGCCGAUGUUGGCAUUCAGUGCACCCGGUGCCACUACUGCCGGCGCGGCCAGACGCUCAUGUGCGAGAACAUGACCGCCGCCGGUGUGCAGACGGACGGUGGCUUUGCCGAGUACAUCAAGUACCCACAGGAGAAGUGCUUCGUGAUCCACAACCUGUCUGACGAGGACGCCACUCUACUCGAGCCUGCUUCGUGCGCCGUUCACGGCAUGGACAAGCUCCAGAUGCCGUUCGGCGCCAGCGUGCUUCUCAUCGGUGCGGGCCCCACCGGUCUCAUUCUCGCGCAGCUUAUGAAGCUCGGCGGUGCGUCCAAGGUCACCAUUGCUGCCAACAAGGGUAUCAAGAUGGACCUUGCACGCAAGAUUGGAGCCGCGGACGAGUACAUUGACUUGGACCGCGAGAACGCCGACGCGCAGUGGGAGCAGAUCAAGAAGGACAACCCGUACGGCUUUGACGUUGUUGCCGAGUGCACGGGUGUGCAGAAGAUUGUUGACAUGGCCAUCAACUAUGUGGCGCGCUCGGGCACUCUUCUCGUGUACGGCGUGUACGAGGGCGACGCGAAGGUCAACUGGUCGCCGGGCAAGAUCUUCGGUGAUGAGAUCCGCAUCAUCGGUUCGUUCUCGCAGGUAUACUGCUUCCCGCGCGCGGUCGCGUUCCUCGACUCGGGCAAGGUCAACGUCAAGGGCAUGGUGACGGACGUGUACACCAUUGACCAGUGGCAGGAGGCGCUUGACAAGAUGAACUCGCGCAAGGCGCUCAAGAUCGCCAUCCGCCCCAACUAGGCGGUAGGCGGCAUCGGCCGAGAAUCUAGUCGUGGCUAGCAGCAAAACGCAUGGACGGAGGCAUGUUUCGAUAGGGUAGUUGUGCAACAGCAGAUGUAGCAUUGUCUGGCAG